This is a messenger RNA of Alosa sapidissima (American shad), 9056 nucleotides long. RefSeq names its product myosin XVB (gene myo15b). Gene Ontology annotation, cellular component: cytoskeleton; myosin complex. Bases 33 to 8729 code for a protein of 2898 amino acids. Lineage: Eukaryota; Metazoa; Chordata; Actinopteri; Clupeiformes; Clupeidae. The transcript is spliced from 64 exons. The record is from RefSeq and is a predicted model, not a curated record. Gene Ontology annotation, molecular function: protein binding; cytoskeletal motor activity; ATP binding.
GUCUAGGGCAGAAGAUUGCAUUCAAAUCUAAGAUGCUGCAAAAAAAGGAUAAACCAGAUGAAGGUCCUUCAGUUUCUAAGGCCCUACAAAUUAAGGGAUUAGGUUUGAGUAAGGCUGAAGCAGUAAAAGGAAAAUCUCAGAUUCUUCAGUUGGCAAAUAAAACAAAGUCAUUGACCAAGACAGACAAAGAGCGAGAGGCAAAAGUAUCUGCUGUCAGUGGCACCAAAUCUCUUUUUAUGAUGACCAUGAAAGGAAAGGGAAAAGAUAACAAGGAAACCCCAGAUGUAAAUGAGGAGUCAGCUAAAUCAAAAGAAACUGGAGAGGACAUACAAAUGAAACAAGCUACUGGCCAGACCGAGAACCUUAAGCCAGUUCAGAAAUUCGCAAAACUGACCUCUAAGUCAUCAAAACAGAAAGGCAUGACCACAUUGCGCCGUAUGUCUGGCUGGGUACAGAAGAAAAUGCCACGAGGUGGCAACAUACAUCGGAGGAUGAGAGCAAUCACACAAGCCAUUGGAGUAUCAAAAUGGCUUGUAGUGCACAUAUCCAAGAAAAAGAGUGGCUCCUCCAGCAAGAAGAGCUUUUUUCAACAAAGAAUGGCUAUGCGAGUAGCCAGUAGGAGGAAUAGACAGAAAAACUCCAUGCCCCAGGAAAAUACUGCUGGUCAGUCUAAGGAUCCUAUAUCAUCACCUUGUGAAACCCAGAGUGGUCAAGAUGAAAAGACCAAUGCUGGGGAUGCCAAAUAUGCAAUAGUAUUUCCAAGGAUGAAUAAAAGGGGCCAGUUGCAAGGAAAUACACCUACUUUUGCAAACAGAGGAACAGAAGUCCCAACUGAGCCAAGGCCCCCUAAACCAGGUGCGCGUCUGGUGCUUCCCGCAAAGCCAGAUCUCAGCAUUCUUAAAUCGAUUAAAAAGAAUGUUCCAGAAAGUAAGCCAAGCAGAAAUGAAAGCACAGAACAUGUGUCAACACCGACAAAGGACAAGGAGGAGAAAGUAACACUGAACAACAACGAGGGAGCCAGUGUCCUGCAGGCAGCGAGAGACAAAUUAGGCUCUUCACAGUUCAAACUGUCCAAACUGUCCUUGUCAAAGCCUAUACUAGCAGGCGGUCUGAAAACAGCACAUAUCAAGGAUGGAGAGGACGGAGAGAGGAGUAUGGCUGCCCCGUCUGCAGGCCAUGAGGGGCAUGGACAGGCAUUGGACUCCUCUAUAUACGAAGAAGAAGCUGACCGAGAGGUGGCUCAGCUCAUGGGGGACGGCCUUUUCUCCUCUUCCCCUGAUGUCCACUGGUCUCUCAAUGAUGGAGCGUUUGGUGACCCUCAGGACUGGUUGAGGACAGAGAGUCUGCUGCCUCACCAGACUGUUGAGAAGCUAACUAAGUGGACUGUGUAUCAGGAUGACGACAGGGCUCAAACCGUCCCUUCGGACAAUGGUAGAGGACCAUGGGAAUCAGAGGAUCCCACACAAAACAUGCUGGAGAGCAAACUAAACAGCACCCAGGUGCUAAUGCCAGGCAGUAGUCACGCUGUCGAGGUAGAUGAGGUGGAGGAUCUAUCACAAUUAGAUGAGAUAUGUGAGAGCUCUGUCCUGCUGAAUCUGAAGAAGAGGUUUCAUCGGGACGUUAUCUAUACCUAUAUAGGAAACAUGUUACUGUCAGUAAACCCAUUCAAGCCCCUUCAAAUGUACACGGAGGAGCUCAGACAACAGUACCAGUCUAAAGAGCAGCAGAGAAACCCUCCCCAUGUGUAUGCGAUUGCGGAUGCAGCCUUCAGACAGUCUCAACAAUCAUCCCAAGAGCAGUGCAUCGUUAUAAGUGGUCAGAGUGGAUCGGGGAAAACAGAAGCAGCCAAGCUAAUUGUACACUACCUUAAUGCCAUGUACCAAGGCAGAAAUGACAACCUCCGGCAGCCUAUGGAUGUAUUACCCAUUUUGGAGAGUUUUGGUAAUGCCAAGACUAUUCUGAACAACAACUCGAGUCGUUUUGGCAAGUACCUCCACAUCCAUAUUUGCCAUGGUGUUGUGGUUGGUACUUCGCUAUCAAAGUAUCUACUUGAAAAAUCACGUGUUGUCUUCCAGGCCAAUGAGGAGAGAAAUUACCAUGUCUUCUAUGAGAUGCUGGCAGGGAUGAAGGAAUGGAACAAACAAGAUCUUUAUCUUCAAGGGGCUGAGACCUACUAUUACCUCAACCAGGGUGGGGCUUGUGAGCUGAAAGGGAAGCAUGACAAGCAGGACUUCCAGCUCCUGGUCCAGUGCUUAGAGACCAUUGGUUUGCAUCCCGAUGAGUUGUCAACUGUAUGGUCCAUGUUAUCAUCCAUCCUGCAGUUAGGGAACAUCUGUUUCCGCUCUUAUGAGAGUGAGUCAUUUGAAGUGGCACAGAUCUUCAGUGAGUCUGAAGCCAGGCGAGUAGGCAAGCUGUUGCAAAUCUCAGCUGAGGCUCUGCAAACAGUCAUCACACAUCGGGUCACAGAAACUAUUUAUGACAGAAUAUACUGCCCCCUCUCUGUAGAAAGUGCCAUUGAAUCCAGGGAUGCCAUAGCUAAGGCUCUGUACUCUGUACUGUUUGACUGGCUUCUGGAGCGAAUUAACCAAUGGCUAAUUCCUACUGAAAUGGACAGCACAGUUGGAAUUGUCGACAUCUAUGGUUUUGAGGACCUAGCAGUGAACAGCUUUGAGCAGCUUUGCAUUAAUUUUGCCAAUGAGCAGCUACAGCACUUUGUCAACAAAGCAGUGGUGUCCCAGGAACAGGAGGAGUACAGCACUGAGCAAAUUGAGUGGUAUCCUGUGCCUCUGCAGGACUUUAAUUCCUGUCUGGAGCUGAUCUCAGCACGCCCUCAUGGUAUCCUCCGCAUCCUAGACGACCAGACCCUACUCCCUCAGGCAACUGAUCACACCUUCCUACAGAAGUGUCACUAUCACCAUUGUAGUAGUCCUUUCUACUCUAAACCCAAAAUUCCACUCCCCGUUUUCACUGUUUAUCACUAUGCAGGAGCAGUCACCUAUCAGGUCCAACAUUUUUUGAACAAGAACUAUGACCAAAUCCGUCCAGAGGUAUUAGAGCUUUUUGUUCGAAGUCGACAAAAGAUAGUGUCUGGGCUGUUCCGUGAGGUCCAGGAGCGCCAUCAACAACAGAAAGAGUUAGGAUCACGGGGUAAAGGUUUCCGGCACCAGGCCUCAACAGUGGCUUCACAUUUCCAACAGUCACUGAUGGAACUCACCACCCGACUUGAGAGAUGUAAGACUACCUUUAUCCGCUGUUUUAAACCAAAUUAUAUGAAGUUACCAGGAAUGUUUGACAUAAACUACAUGUCAACACAGCUGAGGCAUGCUGGGAUACUGGAGACCAUCCAUAUUAGGAAGGAGGGAUUCCCCAUACGCAUCCCCUUCACUUAUUUCAUGGAAAGGUAUGGCGUUCUUUUAGUCCAGCGGCCGCCUGAGCAGUCCGAUAAAGAACAGGUUGUGACUUUGUUAGAGACCAUUGGGGUUGAAGACGGAGAAUACCAGCUAGGACUUACUAAGGUUUUCAUGAAGGAGGCCCUGUACCAACGUGUGGAAGACCGUUGGAGUAGCACACAGACGUGGGCAGCGGUCACCAUCCAGAGGAACAUCAGGGGUUUCAUCUGCAGACGUAAUUUUCGCUUCUUCAAACAAAAGGCUAUCGUCAUCCAGUCCCAUAUCCGAGGCCAUCAGGCCAGGAAGUAUUACAAAAGACUGAAGCGCUCCUUCACUCAGUUCUGGGCCGUCAUGAUGAUCACCAGGAACACCAUUAAGAGACGCAAAUGGAGGGAACACCCAAAAAAGACCAGACCAAAGGCUACUGUCAAAGCGCAAUAUAGUGCUCUAGGCGCUAUGGAUGUUGGUAUGUUGGAGAUCCCUGCAGAGCUGUCUGCCAGGUUACGGAGUGCCGGAGGACGGCCACAGGGGUCUAAUGUGACAGAGGUGGCUCCCCCACAGAUCAAAGCUGAGCACAGUCUUUCUCUGCCUCUUGACAUUGACAGCUUCCCUUUCUCACAGUAUGCGAACACAGUCUUAAAGGAUGGCUGGUGUCAGGCUCAGGGCAACUCUCUACAGAGACCUCUUACAUAUUUGGACCCUGAAGACAACUAUGUGGCCUUGGACAUCUACAAGCUGAUACUUAGAUUUGUUGGUGACACAACCCUGAAUGGUUGGCAGGAGGUGAUGCUGGGGAAUUACAUAGUAGAGAAAGGCCAGAAUAGGCCUGCCCUACGGGACGAAAUCUUGGCUCAACUAGCUUACAUCACCUGGGGCCGGGAAAGUGAGGAGGGCGCCUCGAGGGCAUGGCUGCUCCUGGCCUGCUGUCUUAGUGCCUUCACUCCCUCUCCAUCACUGGACAAACCUCUUCUUAAGUUCAUUUCAGACCAAGGUCCCGAGGAGUAUCGCUCACUAUGUCAGCACAAACUACUUACAUCCCUUCAGCUACCAAGUCCAACUGCUCGACGUUACCCACCAACCCAGUUAGAGUGGACUUCCAACCAGCGCAAAGGGAAGAUGGUGGUGAAAGUGAAUACGUUCAAUGAUGAAGAUCUGAUGACUGAAGUGGAUUCAUGGACCACAGGAGAACAACUGGCUUCCUGGCUACUGCAGUUCAGGGGUGUGCCAGAAAGACCUCGAGGCUGGUCAGUGUCUUUGCUGUCAGAAGACAGUUGGACAGACCUCAUUGGUUGUGACUUUGUUAUGGACCUGUUAGCUGGAGUGGAGACUGAUGUUCGCCUUGACCAGCCCUCCUCUCAUCCUGAUUAUCUCUUUAGCAAUGAUGGUUUGAGCAUGACUGAUCUGGAUGACGAGAUCCCCCCUGCCCCUCCCAUGCAGGCCCCUGGUCUACCACCAGUGACCAGGGCUGACUGGGACAACUAUGCACAACCCAGUAGAACACAGGGAUCGAGAGGACGGCCAAUGGAUGCUUAUGUUGAUGACCUCUUUGAUCAUGUGCUGGACCAAGGGCCACCGGACAUGGAGCGAAUGGCUAUGCUGAACCGCAGGAUGAGGGGAGGAGGAGGCAUGUUCCCAGCAGCAGGAAUGCCCAUGAAUCCUAUGAUGGCAGGUUAUGCCAACCCAAUGAUGCCAAAUAUGAUGUCUGCUGCCUCCAUGCCCAUGACCAUGCCCUAUGCAGCCAUGCAACCCAUGAUGAUGCCAGGUGCUUUUCCUCAAACCACCACCGCUAGUUUUGGCACAGGCAUGCCUGCAGUAAAUUCCCAGCAAAUAACAGCCUCACAACAAUCUUUCAUAAAUGAGCAGGCACGGUUGCUGGCACAGCAGAUGACUGAGCAGGCCCUGAAUCUUUCACAGCAACAAGCUCAACAGCAGCAGCAGCAGCAACAGAGGCGCCAGCAGCAACAGGAGUGGCAGGCCCCAAGGGAGAGGCAGAGAAGCCCUGACCGCCCCAGGCAACCACAAGUCCAAACCCCAAAGCCCCCUCCUGCCAAGGUGGAGUCUCCACCAUCUCCUCCUCCUCCCCCACCGCCUCCCAAUCCCCCAGCAAAGCAUCACACUCCAGAGCCAGAAAUAGAUUUGUCAAACCCUGAAGAGGAACUUGAAUCCUUCCAGGAUAAAAAAGAGUUCUUCCAGAAAAUUGUCUCCCAGGAUGUCAAACCAAAGCAACCAAAAGCACCCAAGCCUGCAAGACCUGUUUAUGUCAACCCACCUCCACCCAAACCCAAACCUCCAUCUCCAGUUAAACAAGAAAAGCCUGCCCCAGAGCCCCCAAAGGAGCCUGAGCGGCCGAGUCCAAGACCUGUGUCUCCCAUGCCAGAGCCCAGCCGCAACAUCCGUGACAUCAUCAAGCAAUACCAAAACCGGCCUCCUCCUGAACCCAAGGGAUUCGAGCCUGUUAGAGUUCCUGCCAAAUCCUUCAUAAAAAAGAAUGACCCCAAAGAGGAAGCACUUGCUAUUCUCCGAGCCAAAGGUCCAGUUCCACAACAGAAGAAACAGUGGACACCUCCACCACCACAGCCUAAGGUGCAAAAGCUGCCACCACCUGCACCAACCCAGCCACCCCCUACUCAGCCGCCAGCACCUCGCUCCAUAUCUAACAGCAUGAGGCAGAAGCAGAGUUCACUAGCUGAUCUCUUUGCGUCUCAGCGCACCCAAGCACCACCCCCACCCAGUCCUGACUUCCCUCCAUUCCCCCCUCCCGCUCCUGCCAUCCCAGACCCACCGCCUACAGCUGCACCUACACUUAAUCAAUACCACAGACUGUCGGAUGAGGAUAAAAUUCGCUCUCAGCUCCACAGAUUUUCUGCCAGUGUAUACUUCUCUAACUCUAGUAUGCCAGGUAGACUCUUUUUGAGGAAGGAGGUUUUCUAUCCCAAAGAGAAGUUUAACCACACAUACGUCCUUAACUUGCUUUGUGAGCAGAUAAUGAGAGACACCUUCUCUGAUUCCUGUGUGAGAAUUACUCGUGAAGAACGCCGCAAGAUGAAAGAUUUAUUGGGCCGAUUCCAAGUAGGUAAUAGCAUCAGCACCAUACAGGAUGAUACUGUGAAGAAGAGAGUUAUCAUGGCUGCAAGAGAUAACUGGGAGAACUACUUCUCACGCCUCUUUCCUCUAAAGGAGGGGGUCGUGGGAGAUGCCCAGAUCCUAGGGGUAUCUCAUCGAGGAAUUAAGCUGCUGCGUGUUGCCAAGGCCACAGGGAUCAACACCAAACACCUAAAGAAUCUCUGCAGUUACAGUUAUGCAGAGGUGUUAUCCGUUGAACUCAAUGGACCUGAAACAGUAGAGUUUACCCUCGGCAAUGAAUCUCUGGAGUUGCAGUCCUUCCAUGCCCCCCAGAUCACUGCCAUGGUCCAGCUCUUCCUCAGAAAACUUGUCGAGGGAUCUGAAUAUGUUAUUGCACUAAAGAGUUAUGUGACUGAUGACAAAAGCCUUCUCAGUUUUCGUAAAGGAGACAUCAUCAAGCUGCUGAAUAUGGAUGUCCUUCAGGAUGGCUGGCUGUUUGGCUCUGUUGGUGGCCGCUCAGGUCUUUUUCCUGCUGAAGUCACACAACCCUCAGCCCCACCUGAUUACCAUAACAUCCAGCUGAACCGUCAGGAUGAGAGUAGACGGAGCACCAGGACCCAAUCCAUGACCCCCUCCAGGACCCAAUCCAUGACCCCCACCAGGACCCAAUCCAGGACCCCCUUAGCACAGCCGCAGGCACAAAGGACCCCUAUUCCCAGUGGACACACAGAAUACCCCAUGGAUGGUGGGUCGGAAACAAUGACAAGCCCAGAGCUCCAGCUGACCCUCAUGGCCCAAUUUGCCCAGAAGUACUUCAGAGAUGUUGCCACAAGAUCAGAUUGUACAGGUUUAUCUGCAAAUGGAAGAAGCUUUGUACAGAUGGUUGAGUUCACCACGGAACCAAUCCAGGAAUCGUUGAUCUUGUUUUCUGACAGCGAGCUCAAUCAACUGUCAGUUCCAUGCUUUACAUGUGUAAUGCAGUUCAUGGGUGACUUACCUUUGAAGAAGCAUCAGUCAGAAAGAGAUUGUGUCAAUCAUAUCCUUCAGUUAGGAAAGGAAAAGGAGUAUUUGAGGGAUGAAAUCUACUGUCAGAUCAUCAAACAAAUCACAAGGAAUCCAAACAAUGAGAGUUGUUCCCGGGGUUGGCGUUUGCUGACUCUGGUGACAGGUUUCUUCCCAUGCUCCAACACCCUGUUGUCCUACGCUGUCAAUUACAUUGAAGACUGCUCCCAGAACUCUAUGUACCCUUUCCAAGAUCUCUCUCAAAUCUGUGAGGACAACCUUCAACAGUCUCUGAAAUAUGGAGGCCGUAGACAUAUUCCAUCUCAUGCAGAAAUGGAUGCAAUGCUGGCUGGUAAGAGAACUCGGCACUUUUCCAUUGUGUUGCCUGGUGGUGUCGAGUUUCCCUGCAAAAUUCGUAGCUUCAGUGUGGCCCUGGAGGUUGGGACCGAUCUAUGUGCUGAGAUGGGUAUAAUGGAUCCAUUGGAAGUAAAGGAAUUUUCCAUCAAAGCCACCCGUGGACAAGUGGUGAGGCCCAUCCACCUAAAUGAGUACUUGUUUGAUUUCAUUUUGGAUGAUGGCUCCAUCACACUGUCUUUCCAUCGGCUGGUUUGGCAGUACCCCCUGCGCUUUGAAAAUCAGAUGUUCAUUGAGUUCCACUUCCAACAGGUCCUAGCUGACUAUCUGGAGGGAAAACUAAUACUCCCUGGGGAUAAAUCAUCAGUUAUAGAAGACAUUGUGGAGUUGGCUUUACUUCAGCACCUUGCAUUGGGCAAUACAGACCCACCCUUACAGUCGGAACUGAAAGAGUACCUUCCCAGGAUGGACGGAGUGACUGCUAAACAUGACCAGCUGCAGUCUGCAUGUCAGAACCAUCUAUCAAGCAUGGGUGCUUUGCAUCCAUUUGAGGCCAAAGCACGCUUCCUUCAGCACCUUAGUGCAUUGCCUCUUUUUGGUUCAAACAUCUUCCUGACUCAGAAAGUCAAUCACGAGAGAUGUCCCUCUCCCUGCAUAGUGGCAGUGAGUGCAGCAGAUAUUACUUUCUGCCACCCUAAAACACAGGAGAUAACAAUGAUGAUACCGCUAGCAACAGUGCAGUCACUUCGCUCAUAUCAACCUAAAAAGGGGAAAACACCAACAGUUGAAAUCAGCUAUGUUGAUAGCUCUCAUCCACAAACCAUACUUAUUCAUCUGAAACAGGCAAAAGAGCUGUGUCACAUCAUUGCUGUGAUCGUGGAGGAUCAAGUGGAACCCAUAAUUAAUAGCCCUCAGAUGUGAGCUGUGCCUCUGACAGCUUAGAGAUGUUUGUUAUAAAAUGUGUGAUCCAUAGUCUGGGGUAAAUGAUAUCCUACCUACAUUUUGUCAAGCAAUUUCACAUGAUGAUUGAAUGAAAUAUGUUAAAUUAAAUAAAUAAGUAUUGCGUACUGCAACUUACAUACCACUACUCUCCAUUUUCAGCUGACAUGUAUUCCUCUGAAAAUGUAUAAUUAUUUUGUGAACACAUCCUAUCUAAGCAAUUGCACCUAUAAUUUCAACUGAGAAGAGAUUAACAUGGUUUUUAAAAUUGUAUUAUUGUUCAUUAAAAUCUUAUCAUAAACAUUUGAA